AUGGCUUUAUUAUUAAAAUUAUUUUUAAAUUUAAGACUGACGUUGAUAAAUUUUUUACUAUACAAUUUAAUCCAAACAAGAAAUAGAUUUUUAAAUAAUAAUGCAAAUUUGAUUAUGAUCAGUUUGGCUAUCAAAGCCAAAGUUUGUAUUGAAUGCUGAUUGCUCUUUAUGAGGUUCUUAAUGGCUCAUAUGGUGCUCUUUAGCAAAUUGAAAUUGAUUUGGCAUUGUUUAUUUAAUAUCUAUCUUCGAAAAAAGGCAACUUGACUGAUAAUCAAUUGCUCAAAGUUUUUAAUUCAUUUCUUCGUUUUGAAAGUUAUUUAUACGAGAUUAUUUUAUAUAAAUAUAAAUAUGGAAAUACUAUUAGAGGCUUCUUAA
Messenger RNA from Blepharisma stoltei, 375 nucleotides. The record is from the annotation of a GenBank genome assembly. NCBI's taxonomy places the organism in Eukaryota, Ciliophora, Heterotrichea, Heterotrichida, Blepharismidae.